Molecule: messenger RNA, 5436 nt
Organism: Centruroides sculpturatus (bark scorpion)
Lineage: Eukaryota; Metazoa; Arthropoda; Arachnida; Scorpiones; Buthidae
Gene: Myo95E
Product: unconventional myosin-Ib-like
Exons: 28
Coding region: 658-3741 (1027 amino acids)
Biological process (GO): vesicle transport along actin filament; actin filament organization
Cellular component (GO): myosin complex; vesicle; plasma membrane
Molecular function (GO): actin filament binding; ATP binding; microfilament motor activity
Source: RefSeq, a predicted model, not a curated record
AUCUGUACUAAACGACCACAAGAAGACUGCAUUUUGAAUUUAGGGGGUGGAAAGUGGCGCUCACGUCGUUUUCCGUCAAGAUGGCUACUAGUAGCGAUGUAACGUCUCGUCUGGUCUCCGAUGUGACGGAUUAGAUUCCGGAACUCAAAAAGGGAUUAGAUGCUCCGUUAGAGUGACUUGUUCUACAUAAAAGAACAUACAUGUGGGCUACAGGUCUACUACAGUGGUAAGUGUUUUAUUAAGUAUUGUCGUCUUCGAUCGGAUCGUCCCAAGCUCCGGGUGAGUGGGUUGUGAUCCAGCAUUGAAGGGAUGGACCGCAGAAGCGAGCAGAUGCUAGAUGUCCGACGGAUAGUCCACAGAUGAAGCGUAGGUGUAUUUUUUGGAUUUUUCGCACCGAAAUCUGCUCAUACGUGUACCAUUCUGCUAAGUUAUAGGAACAAUAAUCGAUGAAGAAUAACAUUUGCGAUAUUUUAGUAAUAAUCUUCUGUAUAAGACUAUAGUUAAAUACUAAAUAUAUAUCAGGUGUGAAUUUUACUUAGAGGCAUUUAUGAUUAAAGUAUAUUUCCGAUAAUCAUAAAUGCAAACUGAUUAAAGAAUAGUAGGACUAUCCAUCGGAAAGGAAUCUUCUAGACGCACUUGUGCUCCUGAUUGUCCAUUAUGAAUGCGAGGGGCGUAUUAAGUUUGGAUCAAGAAGUUGGGGUCAGUGAUGCCACAUUGUUAGACCCUCUUACUGAAGAAGCUUUUAUUGCCAAUCUCCAUCAACGUUUUAAACGGGACCAGAUAUACACAUAUAUAUCUAAUGCAGUGGUUUCAGUGAAUCCAUAUAAAAAACUAGCCCUUUACGCAUCAGAUAUAAUUCAAGCUUAUCAGAAGAAUAGUAUGUUUGAACUUCCACCUCAUGUAUAUGCAAUUGCUGAUGAUUCAUAUCGAUCAUUACGGGAUCAAAAUAAUGAUCAGUGUAUCAUCAUCAGUGGAGAAAGUGGUUCUGGGAAAACAGAAGCAACUAAGUUUAUACUACAGUAUUUAGCAGCAAUAUCAGGGUCAGGAAGUGAAGUAGAAACUGUUAAAAACCAACUUCUACAAUCAAAUCCACUGUUAGAAGCGUUUGGUAAUGCAAAAACCCAUCGAAAUGACAACUCCUCAAGAUUUGGCAAGUAUAUAGAUAUUGAAUUCGACUUUAAAGGGGAUCCAAUUGGUGGAAUUAUAACAAACUUUGUUUUGUUUCAGUCAAGGGUUGUAAAUCAGGCUCAGGGAGAAAGGAAUUUUCAUAUUUUUUAUCAAAUACUCAGUGGUGCUGAUGUUCAUCUUCUUAAAAGUUUGAAACUUCAAAGGAACCUUGACAAUUAUUAUUUUUUACGACAAAGUCGUUGUUCACAUGCAAAUAAUAUAGAUGACAAAGCCAGCUUUUUAGCCACCAGGAAAGCCAUGGAGCUAAUAGGUUUUAUUCAAGAAGAGAUCACUGCUGUUUUACAAGUAGUUGCAUGUGUACUUAAACUAGGAAAUAUUCAGUUUCAACCUCAGGCAAAUAUUGAUGGAACAGUAGGAUGUUCUUUAAUGAAUGAAUAUGAAAUUUAUGAUGUUUGUGAAUUACUUCAAGGAGAUUGUUCAAUAUUUCAAUCAGCAUUAACUCAACGAACAGUAGAAUCAAGGCAUGAUGUUAUAAUCACAGAAUUAUCAGCAAUGGAAGCUAAUUAUGCAAGAGAUGCCUUAUGCAAAUCACUGUAUAGCAGGUUAUUUACUUGGUUGGUUAAUAAAAUAAAUGAAAAUAUUCGGGCAAAAAGAAUGGGAAAAAGAAAAUGCUUAGGAAUUUUAGAUAUCUACGGAUUUGAAGUAUUUGAGAAUAAUGCUUUUGAACAAUUUAUCAUAAACUAUUGCAAUGAGAAAUUGCAACAAACAUUCAUAGAAUUUGCUUUAAAACAAGAACAAGAAGAAUAUGUAAGAGAAGGAAUUCAGUGGGAACAUAUUGAUUAUUUUAACAAUGCUGUCAUUUGUGAUCUUAUAGAAAAGAACAAUCAUGGUAUCUUGGCCAUGCUUGAUGAUGAAUGUUUUCGGCCAGGUCCAAUCACAGAUGAGACAUUUUUAUUUAAAUUAACUCAAGUUUGUCAAGACAAUCCAUAUUUUGAAAGUAGAGGAUGUCGUAAUUUUACAUCAGACAGCUCACUGCCACACCAGUGCUUCCGACUUCGACAUUAUGCUGGUGCUGUUACAUAUUCUGUUGUUGGUUUUAUUGAUAAGAAUAAUGAUUUUCUACAUAGAGAUAUAUCUCAAGCACUUUAUGUUUGUAAUCAUUCAUUGAUGAAAAACUUAUUCCCAGAAGGAAAUCCUCGCCGAACUACUUUUAAGCGUCCAGCAACAAUUGCAACACAGUUUAGGAUUUCAGUUAGUUCUUUAAUGAAAAAUUUACAGUCUAAACAACCUAAUUAUGUAUUAUGUAUAAAGCCAAAUGAACUAAAGCAGCCAAUGAUUUUUGAGAUGGCAUUAGUACAGCACCAAGUAAGAUAUUUAGGAUUGAUGGAAAAUGUAAGGAUAAGGAAAGCAGGCUAUGCUUAUAGAUUAGAUUAUGAAUCUUUUCUACAGCGAUAUAAAUUGCUUUCUAUUCAAACAUGGCCAAAUUGGACAGGAUUAACUGUAGAAGGUGUAAUGCAUUUGUUGAGAGAUCUCCCAAUCCAUCCAUCAGAAUAUACAUUUGGAAGAAGCAAAAUUUUUAUCAAAAAUUCUCGAACAGUAUUUGAACUAGAAGAAUUUCGGCAAGAAAGGCUUCACGAGCUUGCAGUGUUAAUUCAAAAAAUAUGGAGAGGGUGGAUGCAGAGGAAAAUGUAUGUUCAAAUGCGUCAGAAGCAAGCAUUAAUAGCAAGUAAUCUUCGUAGAUGGAAGUCAAGAGAAGAAGUUCGUGAAAGUGUGGAGGAUGAAAGAGAGGUUUUGGCAACUGAAACUAUCUACAACUACUACAUGGGCUGGAAGAGAAAAAGUUACCUUUUAUGGUUAUCUAAGCAUUUACCAUCAGAGUCUCCUUUAAGUAGGGAAUGGCCUUCUGCACCUCCUUGUCUUCGUGAAACAAGUUAUCAUUUAAGAAUAUUGUAUCAUAAGUGGCGAUGCCAUAAGUACAGAAUGCAAUUUGAUCAAACAGCUAGAAACAGAAUGAGAGAAAAAGUAACUGCUUGUUUUAUAUUCAAGGAUCGUAAAGCUUCCUAUGCAAAAAGUGUAUCUCAUCCAUUUCGUGGAGAUUAUGUUCGUUUACGUCAAAAUGUUAAGUGGAAGAAGAUGGCUGCAGAAACUGGAGAUCAAUAUGUUGUUUUUGCUGACAUCAUUAAUAAACUUACCCGUGCCAGCGGAAAGUGCCUGCAGACAUUAUUUGUUGUCAGCACCAGCUCAAUGUUGGUAAUGGACCAACGUACACUUCAAAUCAAAUAUCGUAUCCCUGCAACAGAUAUUUUUAGGAUAUCAUUAAGUCCAUACAUGGAUGAUAUUGCAGUUUUUCAUGUUAGAGCUACAGAAGCUACAAAAAAGAAAGGUGAUUUUCUAUUUGAGACUGGUCACGUUAUAGAAAUUGUAACAAAAUUAUAUCUUGUUGUUCAAAAUGCUACAGGAAAACCCCCAGACAUUAGUAUAGCAACAGAAUUUGAAGCAAAUUUUGGAAAAGAAACAGUCAUAAUCACCUUUAAAUGUUCAGGACUUCCAGAUGCUCAACCUGGUCAAGUUAAAAUCUCAAGAAAAGGAAACAGAAUGGAAGUUGUAUUAUGAAAGUUAAGGAAAUAAGUAAAUUGUUUUUAACUUUAUCACAAAUCAAAUAACUGCCCAUCUUAAAACGAACUAUUGUAUAAGAAUAGUAAUUAAUGAUACGUGCUUCCAUUGAAUCCAAGUAGUUUGCUGGGUUUGCAUGAUUAAGUGGUACGUGAUCAAAACAAAAAUAAGAAUGAUACACCAAUAAAUUCCUUCAUAACUGUGAUCAAUGAUUGCAUUAAAAGCACCAAAAAUAUUAAAUGUGUUCAAGACAACUAGGAAAUAAAUUAACUAUACUUUUCUCAAUCAAAUGGAAUCUUUUAUCAGUUUCCAUUGAUAUGGAAAAUCAAUGUUGACAAAUUGAUGCUCAGCUCAUAAUGCUGUUUUAUAUAGGAAAAAAAUUGUCAAUUAGCAAUUUUUUAUCAUUUGUGGUGCAAAUCAAUUCUUAUUUGACUCAUUACUUUUGAAAAUGAAUUGUCAUAAUGUUAUAGUUAACGUGCUCAAAUAUGAGGCUAAAUUUUAGCCAGGAAUGCAGGGUAUAAAUGAGAUUUAAUGUUGUUAUAACAAUGAAAUUGCCUUUCAUGAAUGAAUGAGGUAUGUAUGCUCAUUUAAAAACCCAUUUAUCUGUUGUAAAUAUUUUUAGUCACAAACUGUAUUAUUACAGUUCUGUAAAAGAAUUGAUAAAUUUUCAUCUUUUAAAACCAUCUUCACAUCACGCGAAUUAUUAUAAACAGAUGAAAAUCUUUAGUCUCAAUGAUAGUAUUUCAAUGAAAAAGUCAACAGAAAGAAUUUGAUAAACUCUUUUUAGAAUCAUUUGUCUUUUAUUUUCUAUUUGUCCAUUUUAUAGAAAUGCUGUCACAAUUCAACUUAAAAAAACAAAAAUACUUACUCUUUUAAUACAUUCAUGAGUUUAACCACUAGCAAUUAUAUAUUACUUUCUUCUAAAGUAUAAUCGUCCUUAUGCAUUUCACUUAAAUAUCGUAAUGAAUGAUUAAUCUACACCAUGUUCAAGGCAAGAAGAAAAAUUACAGAACAUACUGUUGGAUGUAAUCAUAAAAAAAUUGAAUUCACACUGUACAAUACAAAAAUAUUGUAUCUCAUUUAUUAUAUUUUUAAUAAUAUUAAAUAUGACAAUGAUGUUAUAAAAUAGAAGACGAUUGUUGUCAAUGCCUGCAAUUUGUUGAAAAUGUUAGAUUUAUCUAAUGAAAGUUAUCAGAUUUUAACUGUAUUAAUUAAAUCAUCAAGUAGUAUACAAAACAUUUUGUAUUUUUUUUUUUUGGUGAAGCUUAAACAGAUAUUUAUUAAUUUCUGCACAAAGUAGUCAUACUAUGCAUUAGAUAAUUCUUAGUGUUAAAUUUUUCUCCAUCUUUGUCUUAGUUUAUCAUCACAAAAUUGAUUGAACAGAGCCAAGACUGUGUUAGUGAAAAUCAAAAUAGGGACCAACAAUGCCUGAGAUUUGUCAAGAAUAAUUAUGCUGGUUCUGCUCACUGAAUUUAUGUGAAUGUGUAUAUGUUUUGUUAUUAAAAUAUUCUCUUAUAAUUUAAAUUAUUUAAGAAAAUACUAAAAUGUUCAAGUCUAGUAGUAUUGUCAAAAUUUAGAGAUUAUGUAGUUAAACUGCACUUGUAAUUGUUUCAAUUUGUGGCAAAUUUACUGAUUCAUUAUCAUAUUAUAGUACAUGUUUAAAGAGACUGCCAAAAAUCUCAUGUUUUUGAUAAC